UUUUAGUAAGGCAAGACCUUCAUGAACUUUUAUUAACACUUCUUUUGGGAUCUGUGAGGCUUGUAAAAGUUAACUUCGACUCGUUUAUUGAGGAAGCCAUUGUCAAUUUGAGCAAUAUGAAGUCUGUCCUCGGCUUUAAUAAUUGAUUCGGAUCCUCUACAUAUUUGUCUUAUUGAGAUUUAGAGUACCUAAUCCUAUGACUAUAGCAAAAAGUAGCCUUCUUGGGCAUACUGAAGCAAACCAAUUAACAGAAUAUUUUUCCUGUUGCUUUAAGCUCUGAUGUUUUUAUGCAAUAUUUCCGGAUGGACAUUGAAGAUCCUGAUGUCUUCUUGAUAAAUAUAUGCAAGUUUUUGACUCCAUUGAGGUAAGAGACAAAUGAUCGCCUCUUCAAUACGCACUCAAGCGUAUAAUAAGUGGGGAACUGAUGAACCACUUCGACAGUCUUUUGGACUUCAGGACUAGGAUGAAUCUUAAUAACUCACCUUUAUUUCAGCAAAAGUAAGUUAAGGCGCUAUUUUAUUGAAUCAGCCCAGAUGAUACUUCUCUUUUAAACUUCGCCAAAACCUUAGAACUUAGAUAAAGAGCAUAAUGGUUAUCAUAAACUCAUUCCUCAGCAACUCACGAGUGCCAUAAUCUAGAGUUAGCAGCAUCCCUAGUCUUAAACUGUGGCCUCUGUUAGCAAUUUGAGCCCAUUUCCUACUUUUAGGUUAUUUUCACACAAGGAAAGAAUUAAUAUGAAACCAAAGAGGUUUGCUUAAUUAUAUCCAGAUGGUUCAGGGUUAACCCUUCAAAAUAAACUUCAUGUUCAAGAUUUUGAAACAAACAAAUUUCUGACUGGAGUGGGCUAAAUGUCUUUAUUACACUCUCUCAUGUUGCUGACAUCUUUUUCUUGGAUUUCUAAUACGUUUUAGCAUAGUUUCAAAGGAGUAUGUAUGGCUGAGAUAUUUACAACAGAGCCUUCCGUCAUUAUAUUUCCAACUUUC
This is a messenger RNA of Moneuplotes crassus, 983 nucleotides long. The record is from the annotation of a GenBank genome assembly. Lineage: Eukaryota; Ciliophora; Spirotrichea; Euplotida; Euplotidae.